AGAUGCAGAGGAGAAGCAAAUGACAGAUCAAUGGGGUAUCAAACUGUGGCUGGAGGAUCUCGAGGACUUGGCUUACGAUCUCGAUGACGUGCUGGACGAGUUUGCCACUGAAGCUUUGCGGCAAAAGGUGAUGGAAAAGCCUCGAGCUAGCACCAGCAAGGUACGUGCCUUAGUACCUACUUGUUGUAUGAAUUUCAAACCAAGCACCAUAGUAUCUGGUUAUAGGAUGAGGUCCCAGAUAGAUGCGAUCACUGCCAGGUUGCAAGAUCUUUUUGAUCGCAGAUCGGGGCUUGGCUUGCAAGUCGGGCCAUCUGCUAAAGCUCCACAAAGGCCACAAACUUCAUCUUUGAAUCUUGAACAACGUUUAUAUGGUAGGGAUGGAGAUAAAAAAGCGAUACUAGAGUUGCUCCAAUGCGGUCAAUCUAGUAAUGAAAAGGUAGGUAUAGUUCCCAUUGUGGGUAUGGGUGGGGUCGGCAAGACCACCCUUGCUCAGGAUGUCUACAACGACGAAACGGUGGGAGAACAUUUUGAGAUGAAAGCGUGGGUUUGUGUAUCUGAAGUGUUUGAUAUUGUGGGUGUGACCAAAACGAUUCUCGAGUCUGUCACUUCCCAGACUUGCCAUUUUAACACACUGGAUCAAGUUCAAAAUCAACUAAAGAAGGCCGUAACCGGGAAGAAGUUCUUGAUUGUUCUAGAUGAUGUCUGGAAUGAAAAGUAUGGUGAUUGGAUCAGUUUAAAGAGUCCCUUUAAUGAUGGAGCCUUAGGAAGUAAGGUAAUAGUAACAACACGUAAUAGGGAGGUUGCAUCGAUGAUGGCCGGAAUCGAUAAAUUUCAUCCCUUGAGGGAACUAUCAGAGGAUGAUUGUUGGUCCGUGUUUGAACAACAUGCAUUUGAGAAUAGAAGAAUCGACGAAAGUUCAGAUUUGGUUUCAAUUGGUCGAAAGAUUGUGAAAAAAUGCAAUGGGUUGCCUUUGGCUGCGAGGACACUGGGUGGCCUUCUACGGUGUAAAGACAGAGAUGAUGAGUGGGAAGAAGUAUUGAAUAGUAAGAUGUGGGAGUUAUCAGACAAGAAAAGUGACAUUCUUCCCUCUUUGAGAUUAAGCUACUAUCACCUCCCUUCACAUUUGAAGAAAUGUUUUGGAUAUUGCUCCAUACUACCUAAGAAUUAUGAAUUUGAGGAAAAGGAACUAGUUUUCUGGUGGAUGGCGGAAGGCUUAAUUCAGAAACCAACGGGACAAAAGCAAAUGGAAGAUCUUGGAUGUGAUUACUUUCGUGAAUUGUCAUCGAGGUCAUUUUUUCAAUCGUCAAGCCGUGGUGAAGUCUCACUAUUUGUUAUGCACGACCUCAUCAACGAUUUGGCUCAAUUCGUAGCAAGACAAAUUUGUUUUAGGAUGGAGGAGAAGCUUGAAUACAAUGAGGGGGACACAAUUAUCACUAAGGCUCGUCAUUCAUCCUACACACGUGGCUAUCGAGAUGGCAUAAAAAAGUUUGAGAUCUUCCAAAAAGUCAAAAAUCUUCGGUCUUUUUUACCGUUCGGAUUGAGAGAUCGAGGUACCAACCAAUCAAAUUCCUACUUGACCAGUGAUGUUCCCCUUCAAUUGUUGCCAAGUCUUAGACGCUUACGCGUGCUUAGUUUGAGAAGAUAUCUAAUCUGUGAACUUUCAAGUACGAUUGGAGAUUUGAAACAUGUGAGGUUUCUUGACCUUACAUGUGCCUUGAUUGCUACAUUACCGGAAUCAGUAGGCACUCUCUAUAACCUACAAACACUAAUAUUAAGAGAUUGUAGAAAUCUCAACAAGUUGCCAACAAACAUGAGUAACCUUAUUAACUUGCGGCAUCUGGAUGUUACUGGAGCAGAUUCCUUACAAGAAAUGCCACCAAAAAUUGGUAAAUUGACAAGUCUUCAAACAUUAUCAAACUUCAUCGUCAGCCAAGGCAAUGGGUCUACCAUCAAUGAGUUGGGCACCUUGAUUCAACUUAGAGGGACACUUUGCAUAUCAGGGUUGGAGAACGUGGAGAAUGCUCAGGAUGUCAGGAGGGCCAUCUUGAAGGAUAAACAACACUUAGAUGUGUUGUUGAUGAAAUGGAGUAACAUCUCAGAUAAUUCUCGCGAUCCAAGUGUUGACUCAGAAGUGCUUGAUAUGCUAAGACCUCACGAGAAGUUAAAAGAGCUUACCAUUAGUGGCUACCAUGGCCUAACAUUUCCGACUUGGGUUAGAAAUUCUGUGUUCACUAACAUGGUCAACUUGAAGUUCCAAAAUUGUGAAAGAUGCAUUUCCUUGCCGCCACUGGGUCGAUUACCCUCACUUACAAGACUUUACAUUCAAGGUACAAAAGCAUUACAAAACAUUGGACUUGAGUUCUACGGGUCAGGCUGCUCACAUCCCUUCCCAGCUCUAGAGUUUUUGACCUUUGAGGACAUGCCUGAAUGGAAAGACUGGUCUCCUUUUGAAGGGGAGGUAGGCGCUCAAGCAUUUUUGCGCUUGUCAGAGAUCUCCAUAAAAAGGUGUCCCAAGCUUUUGGGAAAAUUGCCCAACAAUCUUCCUUCCUUAAGAAAGCUGGAUAUUGAAGAUUGCUCGGUGUUGGUGGUUGCAUGGGUUCCAAUCCCUAAAGGGCUAAUUGAAGUGAGGAAUACACUUCAGUUUGAUUCACUCAUCUCAUUAUCUCUCAAAGAUGUUUAUAUUCCGAACUCCUUUAAUAAUUCAGAAGUGGGUAAUGAUGCAGGUGCGGUAGAAAAUGCAAGGUAUGGCCAUUUGAGCUCACUGACUUCCUUAAGAAUUAAAAACAUUCAAGGUCUCACGUGCCUACCCAGUUGGUUUGUUCAAGGGCUGGCGGGACUCCAAGAACUCUCUGUCUAUGGUUGUCUUGUAUCAAAUGGACAGAACCUUGUAUCAAAUGGACAGAACGUGCAUCAUAGUCAGGGACGCGUGGCAAUUGGACAAAGGACAAGUGAAACACAUCUAGAUCGUGGAAAGAGGCAGUUGAAGAUGAAGCACUGA
Rhododendron vialii is the source of this 2998-nucleotide messenger RNA. RefSeq names its product putative disease resistance RPP13-like protein 1. Gene Ontology annotation, molecular function: ADP binding. The transcript has 2 exons. Bases 20 to 2998 code for a protein of 992 amino acids. NCBI's taxonomy places the organism in Eukaryota, Viridiplantae, Streptophyta, Magnoliopsida, Ericales, Ericaceae. The record is from RefSeq and is a predicted model, not a curated record. Gene Ontology annotation, biological process: defense response to other organism.